GUGUCAAUUGAUUGUUUGUUGUUGAAGUCAUAUCCUGCAUCUAGGAACCCUCAGAGAACAUUCACACAGCAUUCACUCCAUGCAGCAGAAGCACUCGGACAGGACAAGAAUAUCUGAAGGUCUUCUCAGAUGUCUGGAGAGAUCUUUUCCCCUCUGGAUAAUCUCUAUGACCUGGACAGUGCCAACUGCCAUCCUCUGGUGUGCCAUUUGUGCCAAGAACAGUAUGAGCAUCCAUGUUUACUGAACUGUUACCACACGUUCUGUGCCAGCUGCCUGCGUGGAAAGGCUGUGGACAGCCGACUGACUUGCCCUCUCUGUGGACAUCAGUCUGUUGUGAAAGGAAUAAAUGCACUUCCCCCAGAGGAUCGACUCCUGAAGUUCUUGGUGGACAGUUCAGCAGACAGUGAGGAAACCGUGCAGUGUGCUAACUGUGAUUUGGAGUGCAAGAAACAGGAUGUGGAUGCAAUGUAUUAUUGCAACACUUGUUGCCAGCCACUGUGUCGAGACUGCAGGGAAACCACCCACAAAGCCAAGAUGUUUUCCUGCCACGAGAUUGUCUCCUUGGCAAAGCGCACCAAAGAAGCCCACAAAAAAUGUGCCCUCCAUGAGGAACUCUACAUCAUGUUUUCUACAGAGAAAAAGUCCAUGCUCUGCAUCAACUGCUUCAGAGACAUGCAAGUGGAGAGCAGAGCACACUGCAUUGAUAUUGAGACAGCAUAUGUACAAGGCUGUGAAAAAUUGGACCAAGCCGUCUUAGCUGUUAAGGAGCUUCAGACGUCAGCGCGAGAAGCCAUUAUUCUGUUCAAAGCCAUGAUUGGAGAGGUCAGGGUCAACGUGGAUGAAGAAGAGAGCGCCAUCUGCACUCUGUUCAAUAAUAUGCAGGAAAGACUAGCAGAAAGAAAAAAGAUUCUACUCAAGGCAGCACGAAGUCAGCAUGAGGACAAGGAGAGAGCCUUCAAAGAGCAGUUAUCUCAUCUUGCAGCACUCCUGCCAACUCUUCAGGUUCAUCUUGUCACAUGUUCUGCCUUCCUAAGCUCAGCAAAUAAGUUUGAGUUCUUAGACAUGGGAUAUCAAUUAAUGGAGAGACUAAAGAAGAUUGUGAAACUACCACACAGGCUGAGACCAGCACAGAGCAGUAAGAUAAACACAGAGUAUCGCUCCGAAUUUGCUCGCUGCCUGGAGCCGCUCUUGCUGUUGGGGCAGCGGCGUUCAGUGUCCACUGCAGGGAGUGUGGCUUUAGGUCUGGGAAACGCCAGUGGAUUGAUGCAAUCAUCUCUGUCAGUGCAGUGUCACUCUCCAGCCAUGAGCGACAUGUCACUGUGCUCCUCCGUGGUGCGCAGGCCGACCUCACACCGUUACAUAAGCACCAAGGUCCUGCUGGCGGAGGGUGGAGAGACGCCUUUUAUGGAGCACUGCUGCAACUACGAGAACAGCUACAGGACUUUACAGACAGAAAUCCAGAAGCUCAAAGACCAGGUGCAGGAGAUUCACAGAGACUUGACCAAGCACCACUCACUCACCAAACCCGACACCAUGAAUGAGAUUUUGGAGAGGUCUGUUCAGGUGGAUAGACAGAUCUCCGCAGAGUACUCCUCAGUCGAGCUCAUGCGGGCCAUGUUCGAGGAGAUUUGGGAGGAGACGUUACAGAGGGUGGCAAAUGAACAGGAGAUAUAUGAAGCACAACUUCAUGACCUGCUUCAGUUAAAACAGGAGAACUCCUGUUUGACCACUAUUUCCAGCCAAAUAGGCCCCUACAUUCGCUCCAUAGCAAAAGUGAAAGAGCGUCUGGAGCCCAGGCUGAAGGAGCCUAAAGAGCUCAAAGAUGAUCGCACAGAAAUCAUGCUGAAGCUGUAUGAGGACAGUACCUCUACUGCGGACACACAGCCCAGUAAUGAGCUGCCCUGUAACACUGAGGACAACUGGACUCUAAACAGCCAAUCAGAAGAGACCAAUCCCAAGAACAAAGAUUACUACAGGCCAAACAAGCAGAAGAACACCACUGAUACAGCCAAUCGCAAAGAGAUACCAAUCUGAAACCGCUUUUGUGAUUGUCAGUUUAGACAUGUUACCCCAAAAAAUAAGCAUGUAUGUAUGUAAAUCUAAUUUACGGAAGCUGGAAAGAGAGAAAAACUACUAGUUUACAGUGCUUGUAUUUUAGAGAAUCACAGUAAUGUCAAGUAAACAUUAUAAUCAGUGUUUAUUUUAAAGGUUUGUUACAUUUUGCUGAAGAGGUUAAUCAUGUAAGUGGUACAAUUAUCAUCCAAGAGGUUGGGUGGUCCUCUCCUAUUAGCUUUUUGCACAAGCGUAGUGCAACUCUUACAUCAUAAAAACCUAUUGCAUUUGUUCAAAUGUCCAUUACCUGUACGCAUACAAUAUAGUGCUCGUCAUUGGUUAAAAGUGUGCAUGAAAUUCCUAUUCUUUACCCAAUGUCUAUAUAAGCUACAUCAUGCCAGGAGAAGAGUGGAGCCUUCCUCCCAGAAAUGUAAAAUCGGAAAGAUUAAGACUUUGGAUACAGCAUAACCCCUCCGGCAUUCGGCCUUCUGAAUCCCACCUUCGUAGAAACCGAUUUUCUUGUUGAAUUAUCAUGCAAGUGUGAAGGGAAGUGACAAGACGUGGAUAUGGUAUUGAGUGAGUGAGUGUGGGAGUGAAGACGAAAAGACACUAAUGCAUUUGACAGGACAUAUGCAUAACUGAAGGACUAGAAAGACCAAUGGGGAACAUGUAAUCAAAAGAAGAAUUAAGCCUGUAAUUUAUCACACGUUUAUUUUUCUAACCAUAAUAUUAAAAUUGUCCAACAGCAUUAACAAAUCACAGAUAUUUAGAGAUUGUCAGAAAUUAGUUUUAAAAUGUGUAUGCCUGAGAAUCUGCUCUGGCUGAUCGUAAAAAUAUAUAUUUCUGAGACACGAUAAACUAAUUUUUACACAAAACAAACAAUGUCUAAAUGGCCACUGCAGUAAAUAUAUCUUAAGUCCAAUUUAAAGCCUAUCUGAAUAAAAAUACCUCAAGAGAUUUAAAAAUCUACUGAAAAACUCUGGAUGUUCGUAAGUAGUAACAAACCAAUGUCUUGAAUCUCAUUUCUAAGGUUUCUAACCACAAAACCAGGGGAUUUAAAAAAAGAAA
Messenger RNA from Sinocyclocheilus grahami, 3120 nucleotides. RefSeq names its product RING finger protein 207-like. NCBI's taxonomy places the organism in Eukaryota, Metazoa, Chordata, Actinopteri, Cypriniformes, Cyprinidae. Gene Ontology annotation, molecular function: transmembrane transporter binding; zinc ion binding; Hsp70 protein binding. The coding region runs from base 130 to 2034 and encodes 634 amino acids. The record is from RefSeq and is a predicted model, not a curated record. Gene Ontology annotation, cellular component: perinuclear region of cytoplasm. The transcript is spliced from 18 exons. Gene Ontology annotation, biological process: regulation of cardiac muscle contraction; regulation of heart looping.